AGGUUGGUAGAUCUGGAUCCAGAUCCAAAGUCCAGAGUGGAGGGAGGAGGCUCGGCUGGGCCCCCUUCAUCCAGAGCCCAUGGCGUCCUCUCCCGGCAUCGCAGCUCGUCGCUGGAGAUCAAAGAAAAAGAAAUCAGAGAAAAGGGCUCUGAGAUCCUCACGGAACAGCUGGACGCUGCAAAGAAGGAACUGAAACUAAAGGACAAGGAGUGUGAGCGUCUGUCGCGGGUCAGGAAUCAGCUGGAGCAGGAGCUGGAGGAGCUGACUGCCAGUCUGUUCGAGGAAGCUCACAAGAUGGUGAAUGAAGCUAACGUCAAACAAGCAGGAGCGGAGAAACAACUGAAGGAGGCUCAGGGAAAGAUUGACGUUCUUCAGGCAGAGGUGACAGCGCUCAAGACUCUUGUGUUGACAUCAACACCUUCUUCCCCAAACCGCCAGCUGCAUCCUCAGCUGCAGGCGUCGGGAGCGAGGGGGGGGUACAGACACGUCGGGGGCCACGUCCGCAACAAAAGCGCAAGCGGGGUCUUUCCAUCUGUACCUGGAAAACAAGAAAACACCUCGCUUUCCAUUCAGCCUGCGGCCAAAGAGGACAGAGAGCCCGCUGUUCCUGCUCUCCUUUCUCUGAUUCUCUGCCUGGUUCCUGGCCAGUCUGUCAAUGUGACCUUUGACCGGUACUGGCAGGAGCGGGGGGAGGGGCUGUGCACUGACAGCAGACAGAUGGACUCCGUUCUGUAUGCAGAGUUUUUGAUGUGGAAGGAGAACCUGAGUGCGGAGCGUUCCUCUGCCUUCUUGAGUCGAGUCUACAGAGAAGACAUCGGACCCUGCCUCUCCUUCACAAAGUCUGAGCUGUCACAGCUGGUGCAGAGCGCAGUGGAAAACAACUCUUUGACCAUCGAGCCGGUGGCCAUGUCAGCGUUACCCAUGGUUAAAGCCUCUGCUGUCGAGUGCGGCGGCCCAAAUGGCUUUAGAGCAGCAAUAGAGACAAAAUGUGCAUUGAGCGGCAUGUCGCGCCUCUGCAGACAUCGCAUUCAACUUGGUGAUAAAGGGAGCUACUAUUGCAUCUCUCCCUCCAGCCGAGCACGGAUCACGGCUGUUUGCAAUUUUUUUACUUAUAUCCGCUACAUCCAGCAGGGCCUGGUGAGACAUGAUGCGGAGCAGAUGUUCUGGGAGGUGAUGCGUCUCCGCAGAGAGAUGACCGUGGCUAAGUUAGGUUUCUACCUCACUGACCAGGGCUAGAGACCCUGAUCAUCUUUAAGAUCAGGGUUAAACUGUGGUAACAAUCAGGUCUUUAGCUUGUGUAGCAGAGGUUGUACAGCAUCAGUGCUGCAGCAGGCGUCCACCAACAAGGGAAGCAGAGAAAGUUCAUGUGCCUCUUUUAUUCAAUAUUACAAAGAGUUAAACCAGCGCAGCAAGAAGGAAACAUGACAUUAAAAAAAGCAUUAUUCCCAGAUAUGUAAAAUAUAUUUCUGUUAUACUGCAGGCCUCCAGUCAUUCUCCCCGGUGGAGUAAACUUCUCAUGUUGAUCCUAAUAGACUUUAUGUAUCAUGUAAAGAUGAGCACAACGCAUGACAGCAGUGUAGAGAGUUUAGUUGGUCUCUUACCUCAAGUAUUACAUAUUUGUAUGUAACUAUGUAAUGUUAUAGUUCUACUGUGAGAUAAGCAACAUCUAUGUGGUUUUUUCACAACAAGUAUUUUUACAUAAAUAUAAUUCACACUAGUUCUCGGCUAUCGGCUCAAACACAACAGACUUUCUCUCAGCAUGGCCUUACAUGUGUUGAUGCCCUCCUGCACUACCUGUCCUCGAUGCCUUUCAAAUUCACACAAUAGAAACAGCUUCAUGUCAGCCUGACCUGCACUUCAUUAUAGAAAAAUUGUUAAUGAUUUAGUUAUGACAACCCCACGCUCAAAAUGGUGACAGUUUCACAAUGUAGUCCGAAAAUGAACAAGCUUUAAUACAAGUGAUUGCAAUAUGAAAUGUUUUUCAUGCAAUGAAGAGGAUGUAAAGAUAAUUAAAAGCCAUACAUAACAUUGCAUGAAUGCAGUACGUAGCCAUAUUAUACAAUGUAUAUUGGUUGUGCUUUACAGUAUAGACUAGUUAUUAUAAAUGAACAAUUUUAAAAUAAUGAAUAUUGUUUCAGAAAGUGCAAUAAUAACUGCUUCUUAGCCUUUUUUAGGCUUGUAAGGCGCCUAACCUCAGUGUACUGAUAAUCAAAACACUCCAUUAAAGACUCACUACAUCUCC
This is a messenger RNA of Notothenia coriiceps (black rockcod), 2242 nucleotides long. RefSeq names its product RAB3A interacting protein (rabin3)-like 1 (gene rab3il1). The transcript has 11 exons. Gene Ontology annotation, molecular function: guanyl-nucleotide exchange factor activity. Gene Ontology annotation, biological process: exocytosis. Gene Ontology annotation, cellular component: Golgi to plasma membrane transport vesicle. Bases 295 to 1236 code for a protein of 313 amino acids. NCBI's taxonomy places the organism in Eukaryota, Metazoa, Chordata, Actinopteri, Perciformes, Nototheniidae. The record is from RefSeq and is a predicted model, not a curated record.